AUGUCGUUCGGAAUAGACGUCCUCAGCAACGCUGAACAACCCUCAGAGAGCGAUCGCUCUCAUCCCACGACAAACGGUGUUGUUACUGCCGGCGAUGCUCAGCAGGACGUCAACGAGGAAGAGGUGAUGGACGAUGUAGAGGAAGAAAUACAGUCGGAUGGGGAGGACGACGAGUAA
Molecule: messenger RNA, 177 nt
Organism: Laetiporus sulphureus 93-53
Lineage: Eukaryota; Fungi; Basidiomycota; Agaricomycetes; Polyporales; Laetiporaceae
Exons: 2
Coding region: 1-177 (58 amino acids)
Source: RefSeq, a predicted model, not a curated record